Tetrahymena thermophila SB210 is the source of this 879-nucleotide messenger RNA. RefSeq names its product transmembrane protein, putative. The record is from RefSeq and is a predicted model, not a curated record. NCBI's taxonomy places the organism in Eukaryota, Ciliophora, Oligohymenophorea, Hymenostomatida, Tetrahymenidae. The transcript has a single exon.
AUGUUGGAACUUAACUAUAGAAAACAUUCUAUUGAGGAAUUUGUUAGAUCGGAGCUUAAUUAUAGUUAAAUUAUUAUUGAGGCAACAUAUAAGGGACAUAUUAUUAAGGAGCUUACAUCAUUGGGAAAAUUUAGGAUGCAUACUAUUAAGCUUAUCCAUAAAUAAGUUACUAUUAAAGAAGAGUUUUUUCAUAGAGAAUUUAAUAUGUAAAUUGCUAAUGGGAAAUUUCAGAAUGAAUAUGUUAGCUAAAUGGUAUAGACAUAAAGCUAUUCUAAACAAGAUUAUGUUGACUAGGUAUUCUAUCAUAGGAGAAAACAAAAGAUCCAAUAUCAUUAUGUGAAAUUUAAGGUUCUAUUUGAUUCUCAUUUUGAUACUCAUUUUGAGGCUUAAUUUGAGGCUUAAUUUUAAUUUGAGGCUCAUUUUAAAUCGCAUUAUCAUUCUAAGGUAUGGAAUUAUUUUAAGAAACUUAUUACUCUUAUUCUUGUUCUUUUCUCUGUUUCUUAACAGGUUUUUCAUUUAGAUUUUUCUUUUCAGGAACCUAAUUCUUUCUUUUUCUAUUUAAUUUCUUAGUCUUUUUCUAUUUUUUGUUGCUCAAGUCGUCAAUAGAAUUUUCAACUUCAGGUUCAUAAUCUACUUUAAAAUUUUCAUCUUAUAUUUAUUAAUAGUCCCUAUAUAAUAAUUUAUUAAUAAAUGCCAGUCCUUAUUAAUUAAAGAUUUUUUAUUCUUCUUAAAUCUACUAAUCUAAACCUUAAAUCUAUUAAUCUAAAUUUUAAAUUGUUUUUUAUUUUUAUUCGUAAACCUAAUACAUCUGUUUUUUUUUUAUUUAGGAUGCCUUUAAAAUUUCUUUGUAUUUAUCUUAAAUUUUUGUUUCUUUUCUGA